AACUAGCAUAAGGAAAUAUAUACACAUACAAUAACAGACAGACUGAGUUAUUGCUACAUUUCUUCAAGAACCCAAAAGGUAUAGAACUGUAGACAUAACGUAUAGAACAGCACACCAUAAUGAAUCCACACUAUAGUGCCCAAUGAUCUGUUGUAGCACCACACUGUAGCAUAGCUGAUCUGCCCCUCCUCUGAGUAAAUGUUCCUUUGCCCUUUGACCUCACAGUGCAUUGGCUGACUGUCACCAGUCCCUCUGCUAUCUAUAGCCCAUAUUGUAUUUAUAGCUGGGAAAAGAAACAGACACCCCCCUCCCACCCCCCUGUGUGCCUGCUGUGUGCGGAUUUGUUUCUGUUCAAUACCAUGUCUGGGAAAUGUCUUGGGAGGAAAGCUGCAUGUCAGAACAGUGUGGCACAAUUUAGCCAGUUCAACCAAUUUUUUUUCUGCCUGAGUUUAAUGCCACGGUAACGUAAUGGAGACCGGCAGCAGCAGUAAUUCAGGCAGGGGGAGCGGGAGGCCAGAUACAGCCGCCACCCUCCGGGUGCGUGUGGAGGACAGCGUCUUCAUGGUGGACAGAGCCAUGCUGGUGCGCGGCUGUGACUACUUCCGCGCCCUCUUCCGCUCGGGGAUGAGAGAGUGCAGGCAAGAGGAGGUUCACCUGAGGGGCCUGCGGGUGCGCGGCUUCCUGAUCGUGCUGGCUGUGCUGAGGGGGGACCGGCCCACCCUGAGCGACGACCAGAUCGUCGACGCCGUCGAAUGCGCUGCAUUCCUCCAGGUGGGCGCUCUGGCUCGGCACCUCGCUGACCUCAUCAACUCUGACAACUGCCUGCUGCUGUGCCAGGCCGCCGCCGUGUACGGCCUGUUGGAGCUCUACCUCAGUGCCGCGCUCUUUAUCCGUGACAUGCAUGAAGACCUGCAGGAGGCGGCGGAAAGCCUGCUGUGGGAAUCUCGGCAGUAUGUGCAGUCUCUCACCCCCAGCUCCUUUGUGGCAGUUGGCACGUACUCUCCUUCCAUGGAGAUACUACAGGACUCUUUCAGGACUCUCUGUUACCUGGAUGAAGGCGAAAAGGACUGGAAACACCUGACUGACCUGCCGACAGAAGCUAGCACCUCCAUGGCAGGCCUGGCAGUCCUCUCCAACAAGCUCUACAUCGUGGGGGGCGUGCGGGACGUCAGCAAGCAAGUGGUGGAGUCUUGCUUCUGCUACGACGCGAUGGCUAACAAGUGGACCACCUUCAACGGCCCCCGCCAACUCCGCUACAACUUCACGCUGGUGGGGCACGAGGGCCGGCUCUAUGCCAUCGGUGGGGAGUACGAGAAAACCGCCAUGUCGUCGGUGGAAAUGUACGACGUUGCGACUGGCAACUGGUCCUUCGUCCACCAUGCCCCACGGCCUGUGGCCGACGCGGCAUGCGCCAAGGCGAUGAGCCGGAUAUUUGUGUGCUUUUGGAAGCCCAAGGAGACUACAGACAUCUACGAGUAUGUCCCGGGACGGGACGAGUGGUCCCUCGUCACCACACUGAUUCGUCCUCACAGCUACGGUCACUGCAUGGUGGCGCACCGGGAUAACCUCUACGUGAUGCGGAACGGGCCCUACGCCGACUUCCUGCGGUGCCUGAUGGACUGUUACAACAUCACCACGGGGCAGUGGACAGCCAUGCCGGGGCACUAUGUCAACAGCAAGGGCGCCCUGUUCACUGCUGUGGUGAGAGGUGAUUCAGCGUUCACCGUCAACCGCAUGCUGACGCUGGAGUAUGCCAUCGGAACAGGGGGGUGGAAGCCACGACGAGAGAUGAAGGGUUUUCCAAGGAGCGGUUCGGUCUGGACAUUUUUCCUGAGGCUGCCAAAAACGAGGGCACAUCCCAAACAGAGGGAAGCGCUGGACAGCAAUGGUCAGGACGAUGCCAAUGACCCCAAUCCGGCUUAAACUAUCCUUGCACAAAUUCAAAAGUGCUCUGAAUACUACCUAAGAAGGCUGGAUGGAUCAUAAAUUAUCAGCGGCUCAAAAUUUUUUUGUAUGUUUUUAUUUCCUACUCACUCAUUUUUGAAAGUCUUCUUACCCAUGAUUCCAAGGCCCUCUGCAUAUACAAGCUCAGCCCAGGUAGGCUCUCUCCUCCAAAGUGAAUGAUUGCAGCCACCACAUAUAUUCCACUCUACAGUCCUCCAGCUGAGCUGUGUGACCACUGGUGAGGAGGAAUGCAACUUCAUAUGUAGCUGGUGCAGGCAGACCACAAGUUCCUAACGAGCCAGUGAAAUCACUCUUAGACAAGGAGAACAUGCUAACUUCAACGCUCCCUGAGUGAUGCUACAGCUAAUUACGUGCCACCAUAAUAUGGCAGUUGGCACUAGUUAAAUUAGGAUUCACUUCAAAGGAUCAAUGCUGACUGAGCUUUAGCUGGACAUGUCACUGCCCGUUGAAUGGCUCACUAAAUUAGAAUAUUCAUAUAAUGCUUUUCUAUGGAAGUCACAUGGUUGUCUCGUGUGAUUCUGUGAUUGACAGUGCAGGGUAUCUCUGCUUUAUAAAUUGUUAGAAAAUGUAAUAAAUAAAGCAGAGAUAUUUUCUUAUUAAAAAUGUAUUUGUUUGUAUGUUACAGUAAUACCACAGAAUACACAUACAGGGCUAAUGCAAGUAUAUGAGAGUUUUAGAUAAAGAUACAACAGGUCUGCUGUGAGUAAACAGUGGCGUCUCUGCACAACAAAUGACAUGAUUAGUCCCCUGAGCUGCAGUCCAUGUGCUGCAGUUUGUGUUCUUUGCCAGUUUUCCAGUGCCGUUCCAGCGUUUUUCUGUUUAUUCUGAUUCCUAGUUUUGAACUGUUUUACGAUUUUUGCCUGCCGUCUCUGUAUUCCUCUUACCGGUUAUGACUUCUGCCUGUUUACCCGACUUUGUUUUUGCUACCGUUUUUGUACUUUUGCCCUUUUGGAUUUUUUGGUAUUUGACCCAUGCCUGGAUUUUGAUUACAAGACUGUCUGCUGAUCUUGUACUGCUGAAUAAAUCACCUAUAUUUUCAUCCGUACUUCCUGAUCUCCUUUUCGAGCCUGACAGUAUGAUCUGGCCAGGAUGGACUCAGCGGGCUUCAGUCAGCUGCAGACAGCCCUGGGGAGACAGGGAGCCAUGCUGGGAGAACACCAGAGUCAGUUGGAGUCUGUGAAGCAAGCGUUGGAAUCCUUCGCCGGCAACAUGACCCAGAUCGCUACACAGCUACAGCAGCAUCAGCAGGUGCAAACCAGCACUCCACCACCGCCAGCGACUUCUCCCAUCCUGCCUCCUCCUGCCCUGCCUACCCGAGAAACUCGUCUGCCUCCUCCUGAACACUAUGUUGGCGAACCAGGUACAUGCAGGUCUUUUUUGUCCCAAUGCGUGCUCAUUUUCGAACUGCAACCAUCGGUUUUUCCUACGGAGCGAGCGAAAGUCGCCUAUAUUAUCACCCUGCUGUCGGGUCGGGCUAGGGAGUGGGGAACGGCCGUAUGGGAAGCCGGUUCCAUUUUUUGCAAUGACUAUCAUUCCUUUGCUGAUGAGAUGCGCAAAGUAUUUGAUCGCUCCAUGCACGGAAGAGAAGCCGCUCGUCAGAUGCUUCAGGUACACCAGGGGCGCAGGUCCAUCUCCGACUACGCCAUAGAAUUCUGCACUCUCGCCACGACCAGCGGGUGGAAUGUGGCGGCUCAGUUUGACACCUUCCUUAAUGGUCUUGCCGAGGAGAUUAAAGACGAGAUUGCCACCCGUGAGCUGCCCUUCGCCUUUGAUGACCUGGUGGAUUUGGCGAUCCGCAUGGAUAAGCGGUUGACUCAACGUCGCAGAGAGAGAUGUGUGAGAGACAUCUGCAGAAUUGCAACCUCAAGUAUUGCCGGUUUCAAGACCAUCACCACCUCGCGAACUGGAACCUAUGCAGAUCGACCGCACCCACCUGACUCCUGCGGAGAGACAGAGAAGAAUCAGCACUAGGUCCUGUCUCUACUGUGGCACGACUGGACACUUCAUUGCCACUUGCCCAGUAAAAGACAACGCUCGCCAGUAGACUGGGGAGUACUGGUGAGUGUCGCCCCCGUUCAGAACUCCUCAACCCUCCGCACUCUGUUGCCUACCACUCUCUUGUGGAAGGAUCAGCAAUAUCCCCUCUCCAUCCUGAUUGACUCCGGUGCUGAUGAGAGUUUCAUUGACACCUCUCUGGCAGCCCAGUGGGGUCUGCCCACCACUGUCAUCCACUCUCCAUUGGUGGCUAAUGCUUUGAACGGGCAGAGACUCGCCAGCAUCACCCACAUCAUAGCCUCGGUGAGUCUUCUUUUAUCUGGCAAUCAUCGUGAAGAGCUUGUGUUACAUGUGUUUGACUCAUCCUAAGUUCCUGUGGUGUUGGGCCAUCCCUGGCUCGCUAAGCAUAACCCCCACAUAAACUGGACUGAGAAUUCUGUGGUGGGUUGGAGCCCAUUCUGCCACGCACACUGCCUCCGGUCUGCACCGUGUUCCGUGUCUUCUCUCCCAGUGUCUCAGAAGGAUUACUCUGACCUGUCUUCUGUUCCUCCUGAAUAUCUGGACAUACGGACGGCCUUCAGCAAGUCCAGGGCUACUUCGCUGCCCCCACACCGCCCAUAUGACUGCACCAUCGACCUGUUGCCAGGAACUUCACACCCCCCGGGACCGCCUCUAUUCGCUGUCUCCUCCAGAAGUCGAGGCUAUGAACAAGUAUAUCAGUGAGUCCCUGGCUGCUGGUAUUAUUUGUCCCUCAUCAUCCCCGGCUGGUGCAGGGUUUUUCUUUGUGGGGAGGAAGGAUGGCUCCCUCCGUCCAUGUACUGAUUACCGGGGUCUGAAUGAAAUAACUGUUAAGAACCGUUACCCGUUACCCUUCCUGUCAUCAGCUUUUGAGCUCCUACAGGGAGCUGCUAUUUUUUUGUUGGACCUCCGCAACGCCUACCACCUGGUCCGAAUCAGAGAAGGAGACGAGUGGAAGACUGGUUUUAAUACCCCUACCGGCCACUACGAAUACCUCGUCAUGCCCUUUGGGUUGACCAACGCCCCUGCAGUGUUCCAGACCCUAGUCAAUGACAUUCUGCGCCAUAUGGUAAACCAGUCUGUCUUUGUCUAUCUUGAUGAUAUUUUAAUUUUUUGUCUGUCCAGGAGCACGUGCAACACGUCCGGCGGGUUCUACAACGUCUGCUGGAGAACCAGCUUUACAUCAAGGCAGAGAAGUGUGCCUUCCAGCAACUGUCAGUCUCCUUCCUGGGGUUUAUCGUCUUGGCAGGUGGCAACCAGAUGGACCUUCGUAAGGUCAGAGUGGUGACUGAAUGGCCCAUCCCCAAGACCCAUAGGGACCUCCAAAGAUUUCUGGGCUUCGCCAAUUUCUAUCGAAGAUUCGUGUGGGACUCCAGUAAGGUCACCGCCCCUCUCACUGCCCUCACUUCUACCACCAUCAGGUUCAGCUGGACGGACAGCGCUGAUAGAGCGUUCAGUAAACUCAAGAGGCAUUUCACCACGGCACCCAUUCUGACCCUCGCCGACCCCUCCCAUCAGUUUAUUGUGGAGGUGGAUGCCUCGGACAUGGGCAUGGGGGCUGUUUUGUCUCAACGUUUGGUUAAGGAUAAUAAGCUUCACCCCUGUGCCUUCUUUUCCCACCGUCUCACCCUCACCAAACAGAAUUAUGACAUUGGUAACCGCGAACUACUGGCUGUGAAACUGGCCAUUGAGGAGUGGCGCCAUUAGCUUGAGGGCACAGAGAUCCCGUUCUUGGUCUGGACCGAUCACAAGAACUUGGGGUAUAUUAAGACGGCCAAACGCCUCAACUCUCGCCAGGCUCGCUGUUCCCUGUUUUUCGCCCGUUUUAAUUUUAGCUUGUCUUACAGACCCGGCUCCAAGAACAUCAAAUCUGACGCCAUCUCCCGCCUGUUCUGCACCUCUGAGGGCAAGCCUAAGCCUGAAACUGAAAGCAUUCUGCCCGAGCAACGUUUAGUGGCCGCAGUGGCAUGGGACAUCGAAGCUGCGGUGCGCAAUGCCCAGCAGCACGAACACACUCCUGCUCAAUGUCCUGCUAACCUGUUAUUUGUUCCCAGCUCUGUACGUGCGCAGGUCCCUCAGAGGGGACACUCUUCCCGGUUGACCUGCCACCCCGGUUCCAGAAGAACUCUAGCCUUCGUUCGGCAGCGGUUCUGGUGGCCCUACAUGUCCAAGGAGGUCAACAGCUUCGUUGCCGCCUGCUCAGUCUAUGCCAAAACAAGUCCUCCAACCAACCCCCUGCAGGUCUGCUACAACCCCUGCCGAUACCCAGACGUCCAUGGUCCCACAUAGCCCUGGAUAUCAUAACUGGUCUCCCUCCGUACAACGGUAGCACUACCAUCCUUACGGUCGUAGAUUGUUUUUUCCAAAUCUGUUAAUUUCAUUCCCCUUAUCAAAUUACCAUCUGCUAAAGUGACACCUUUAAAGGUGACACUUUUAAAGUGAUAUCAUGAGCUCAACUCAUGAUCAACCACGUUUUUAAAAUACAUGGACUACCUGUUGACAUUGUUUCUGACAGAGGCCCUCAGUUUGUCUCUCAUUUCUGGAAGGAGUUUUGCAGGUUCACUGGCACCUCCGUCAGCUUGUCCUCCGGAUUUCACCCUCAGACCAAUGGCCAGACUGAGCGGGCUAAUCAGGACCUGGAACGUAUGCUAUGCUGCCUGGCUUCUCAGAAUCCAUCCUCCUGGAGUCAGCACUUAGCCUGGGUGGAAUAUGCGCACAAUUCUCUUCCGGUAUCUUCCACUGGGCUAUCCCCUUUUCAUUGUUGCCUCGGUUACCAACCCCCUCUGUUUCCCGCUCAGGAGGAGGAGACCAGUGUGCCCUCUGCUCAAGCGUUCAUCCAACGUUGCCAACAAACCUGGAGACGAGCCUGUGCAGCCUUAUUUCGGUCCAGUGAACGUGUGAGGAGGUCAGCGGACCAGCGUAGAACCAAGGCUCCCCGUUACCAUUGUGGUCAGAGGGUUUGGUUGUCCACUCGGGACAUUCCGCUGAGGGCGUGCUCCCGGAAAUUGGCGCCCUAUUUCAUUGGCCCUUACCUCAUCUCCAAGGUCAUCAACCCAUCGGUGGUCCGCCUCAGACUGCCCAGUUCCCUCCACCGAGUGCACCCAUCCUUCCACGUCUCCUAGAUUAAACCCAUGCAUCACAGUCUCCACUCGACUCCUACCCCAGCCCCACCCCCUCCACGACUCAACAAUGGAUCAGCCGCCUGCACUGUCAGGCGACUAUUGGAUGCCCGCCGUCGUGGACAAGGUUUCCAAUACCUCGCCAUGGUUUUGUUUUUGUUUUCAGUGCCCAUGUGUUUCCUUGGUCCCCCCUUUUGGAUUUUUUUUUUGGAUUUGAUUUGACCUUUGUCUGGAUUUAGAUUACGAGACUGCUUGCUGAUUCUGUACUGCUGAAUAAAUCGCCUAUAUUUUCAUCCGUACUUCCUGGUCUGCUUUUGAGUCCAACCCCCAAGCCUGACAAACCCCCUUACUCUAUUACCACUCCACCCUACCACAACCCACCUUACUCUAUUACCACUCGACCCUACCAAAACCCGCUUAUUCUUUUACCACUACAAUCCCUUACUGUAUUCCCACUCCACCCGACCACAACAAACUUAUUCUAUUACCACUCCACCCGACCACACCCCCCUUACUCUAUUACCACUCCACCCGACCACACCCCCUUACUCUAUUACCACUCCACCCUACCACACCCCCCUUACUCUAUUACCACUCCACCCUACCAAAACCCCUUACUCUAUUACCACUCCACCCAACCACAACCCCCCUAACUCUAUUACCACCCCACUCUACCACAACCCCCUUCACUCUAUUACCACCCCACCCUACCACAACCCCCUUAACUCUAUUACCACCCCACCCUACCAAAACCCCCUUAAUCUAUUACCACUCCACCCUACCACAACCCACCUUACUCUAUUACCACUCCACCCUACCAAAACCCGCUUAUUCUUUUACCACUACAAUCCCUUACUGUAUUCCCACUCCACCCGACCACAACAAACUUAUUCUAUUACCACUCCACCCGACCACACCCCCCUUACUCUAUUACCACUCCACCCAACCACACCCCCUUACUCUAUUA
This is a messenger RNA of Anguilla rostrata (American eel), 8064 nucleotides long. Its product is annotated as kelch repeat and BTB domain-containing protein 13. The record is from RefSeq and is a predicted model, not a curated record. Bases 469 to 1923 code for a protein of 484 amino acids. Lineage: Eukaryota; Metazoa; Chordata; Actinopteri; Anguilliformes; Anguillidae. The transcript has a single exon. Gene Ontology annotation, molecular function: protein binding.